Molecule: messenger RNA, 1576 nt
Organism: Pteropus alecto (black flying fox)
Lineage: Eukaryota; Metazoa; Chordata; Mammalia; Chiroptera; Pteropodidae
Gene: ASB10
Product: ankyrin repeat and SOCS box containing 10
Exons: 6
Coding region: 136-1533 (465 amino acids)
Biological process (GO): intracellular signal transduction
Molecular function (GO): protein binding
Source: RefSeq, a predicted model, not a curated record
AGGCUCAGCUCGGGGACACAAGACCCUUCCCGUCCGUCUGUCUGUGUUUCCCUCCUCCUUUUUCUUCCUUUGCUUUGGCUCCCCACCCCUCCUCCUCCCCUCAACCCCCUUGCCAUAUGCUCACACCCUGAGCUCAUGAGCUGGUCCCCAGAAGAGUGCAGGGGGCAGAGAGAGCCCCUGGGUGACAAACAUGCCCUCUGCGCCAGGCUGGUGGAGAAGCCCAGCACGGGGUCCGCAGAGCACCCAGAGUCCGGCCAGGGACCCAUCGUCGCCCGCACGGCCUCGGGACCUGCCCUGGCCUUCUGGCGGGCGGUGCUGGCUGGAGACGUGGGCUCUGUCUCCCACCUCCUCGCCGACUCCAGCACUGGCCUGGCACCGGACUCCGUCUUUGAUACCAGCGACCCAGAGCGAUGGAGGGAUUUCCGCUUCAACAUCCGCGCUCUGAGACUCUGGUCUCUGACGUACGAAGAGGAGCUGACCACCCCACUGCACGUGGCAGCCAGUCGGGGCCACAUAGAAAUUCUGCGGCUACUGCUGAGGCGGCGGGCAAGGCCGGACAGUGCCCCUGGGGGCCGCACCGCCCUGCACGAGGCCUGUGCUGCGGGCCACGUUGCCUGUGUCCAUGAGCUGCUGGUGGCAGGAGCCGACCCCAACAUCCCUGACCAGGAUGGGAAACGCCCCUUGCACCUCUGCAGGGGGGCCGGAACCCUUGAGUGUGCGAAGCUGCUCCUGAGGUUUGGGGCAAAAGUGGAUGGUCGGUCUGAGGAAGAAGAGGAGACGCCCUUGCACGUGGCUGCCCGGCUUGGCCAUGUGGAGCUGGCAGACCUUCUUCUACGGCGGGGGGCGUGCCCCGAUGCCCGUGAUGCAGAAGGCUGGACCCCGCUGCUGGCUGCCUGUGACACCCGCUGCACGUCCCCCGCCGAUGCUGAAGCCACCACGGCCCGCUGCUUCCAGCUGUGCCGCUUGCUGCUCUCCGCUGGCGCUGACGCUGAUGCUGCGGACCAGGACAAGCGGCGGCCCCUGCACCUGGCCUGUCGCCGUGGCCAUGCGGCUGUUGUUGAGCUGCUCCUGUCCUGUGGUGUUAGUGUCAACGCCAUGGACUAUGGAGGACACACCGCCCUGCACUGCGCUCUGCAGGGCCCCCCCUCAGCCCUGGCCCAGAGCCCCGAGCACACGGUGCGGGCUCUGCUCAACCACGGCGCUGUCCGAGUCUGGCCUGGGGCCCUUCCCAAGGUGCUAGAGCGCUGGUGUGUGUCCCCGCGGACCAUCGAGGUUCUGAUGAACACCUACAGUGCCAUGCAGCUUCCGGAGGAGGCCGUGGACCUCGUGCCUCCUGAAACUCUGCAGAAGCACCGCCGUUUCUACUCCUCCCUCUUCGCCUUGGCGAGGCAGCCCAGGUCGCUGCAGCAUCUGAGCCGCUGUGUGCUCCGCACUCACCUGGAGGCCUGCCUGCCCUCCGCCCUGCCCCGCCUUCCCCUGCCGCCCCGCCUGCUUCGCUACCUGCAGCUGGACUUCGAGGACAUGCUCUACUAGAUGUCCACUGCCUUUUGCGACAGCCUACAAGCAGAUGCUCCAG